ACCAUGAAGCUUGUAGUGUUUUCCCUCCUGGCCACCGCCGCCUACGCCGCAACGCUGUACGACGCCCCGCGGCCACAGACUCGUGCCUUCGACUCCGCUGAGAAUGUGGCCAUCCUGAGGGACGAGCGGUUGAUCGACGACGAAGGAAAGUACAACUUCGACUUCGAGACUGCCAACGGCAUCUCGGUGUCGGAGUCUGGCGCUCCAGUGGGCGAGGACGGUGCUGUCAACAGCGCUGGAUCCUUCUCGUACACCGCUCCUGACGGCACUCCCGUCCACGUUGAGUUCGUAGCUGACGAGAAGGGCUUCCAGCCUCAGUCCGACCUCCUGCCCGUGGCCCCCGCGUUCCCCCACCCGAUCCCACAGUUCGUCCUGGACCAGAUCGCCUUCGCCGCCGAGGAGGACGCCGCCCGCGCCCGUGGAGAGCUGAGGGAGGUCAGCCAGCCUUCCAGCAGAUACGGGGCUCCCUAGACAGCAGUUAAACUGAUUUAGGAAUGGAUACUGUUUAUCACACACACUUCAAGCUGUCUUUCAUAUGCAAGUUAUUUAUUAUGCUUUUGAUUCAUUGAUAUUAAUAAAAGAAAGAAGG
Molecule: messenger RNA, 589 nt
Organism: Penaeus monodon (black tiger shrimp)
Lineage: Eukaryota; Metazoa; Arthropoda; Malacostraca; Decapoda; Penaeidae
Product: cuticle protein AMP1A-like
Exons: 3
Coding region: 4-471 (155 amino acids)
Cellular component (GO): chitin-based extracellular matrix
Molecular function (GO): structural constituent of chitin-based larval cuticle
Source: RefSeq, a predicted model, not a curated record